Molecule: messenger RNA, 8374 nt
Organism: Homo sapiens (human)
Lineage: Eukaryota; Metazoa; Chordata; Mammalia; Primates; Hominidae
Gene: RAPGEF6
Product: Rap guanine nucleotide exchange factor 6
Exons: 29
Coding region: 200-5029 (1609 amino acids)
Biological process (GO): positive regulation of microvillus assembly; signal transduction; small GTPase-mediated signal transduction
Cellular component (GO): cytoplasm; apical plasma membrane; plasma membrane
Molecular function (GO): guanyl-nucleotide exchange factor activity; phosphatidic acid binding
Source: RefSeq, marked validated
AGACUUGUCUCCGGCCAGUCGCGCGUGGGUAGAGGCCUUAGGCGGGCGUUGCGAAGGGUUGUUUGCUAGAGUUCGGACCUUGUUACGGCGCGAAGUUCCCUCCUUGGGGCGGGGGAAAGGUACCGCACCCGCUACCUAGUGUGAAUGAACUGUGGCGUGGGCUGCUAAGGGCAGGCUGCGGAGUACCCGGGCCGUGGCCAUGAACUCACCCGUGGACCCUGGCGCUAGGCAGGCGUUGAGGAAGAAGCCACCCGAGCGGACUCCCGAGGACUUAAAUACUAUUUAUUCUUAUCUUCAUGGAAUGGAAAUAUUAUCAAAUCUCAGGGAACAUCAGCUUAGAUUAAUGUCUGCAAGAGCACGCUAUGAGAGAUACAGUGGCAAUCAGGUUCUCUUUUGUUCAGAAACGAUUGCCAGAUGUUGGUAUAUCCUACUUUCUGGAUCUGUGCUUGUGAAAGGCUCCAUGGUCUUGCCUCCUUGCAGUUUUGGUAAGCAGUUUGGAGGAAAAAGAGGAUGUGAUUGUCUUGUAUUAGAGCCUUCAGAAAUGAUUGUGGUAGAGAAUGCCAAAGAUAAUGAAGAUAGUAUUCUACAAAGAGAAAUUCCUGCCAGACAAUCCCGAAGAAGAUUUCGGAAAAUUAACUAUAAAGGAGAGCGCCAAACCAUUACUGAUGAUGUGGAGGUUAACAGCUAUCUUUCUCUUCCAGCUGAUCUUACCAAGAUGCAUCUCACAGAAAACCCUCAUCCACAGGUGACUCAUGUGUCUUCUAGUCAGUCUGGUUGUAGCAUUGCCAGUGACUCUGGAAGCAGCAGUUUAUCUGAUAUCUAUCAGGCUACGGAGAGUGAGGUAGGAGAUGUAGAUUUGACACGUCUUCCAGAAGGACCUGUUGAUUCUGAGGAUGACGAAGAGGAAGAUGAAGAGAUUGAUCGAACAGAUCCAUUGCAGGGGCGAGAUCUUGUUCGAGAAUGUCUUGAAAAAGAACCUGCAGACAAAACUGAUGAUGACAUUGAACAAUUGCUGGAGUUUAUGCACCAGCUCCCUGCAUUUGCAAACAUGACCAUGUCUGUAAGGAGAGAACUCUGCUCAGUGAUGAUUUUUGAAGUGGUAGAGCAGGCUGGAGCUAUUAUUCUUGAAGAUGGGCAAGAGCUUGACUCAUGGUAUGUUAUUUUAAACGGCACUGUGGAAAUCAGUCAUCCAGAUGGAAAAGUUGAAAAUUUGUUUAUGGGAAAUAGUUUUGGAAUUACUCCCACUCUGGAUAAGCAGUACAUGCAUGGAAUUGUCAGGACUAAAGUAGAUGAUUGUCAGUUUGUCUGCAUAGCCCAGCAAGAUUAUUGGAGAAUUUUAAACCAUGUGGAAAAAAAUACCCAUAAAGUUGAGGAAGAGGGAGAAAUUGUUAUGGUACAUGAGCAUCGGGAACUAGACCGGAGUGGAACCAGGAAAGGACACAUUGUGAUCAAGGCAACACCUGAGCGUCUCAUAAUGCAUUUAAUAGAAGAACAUUCCAUCGUGGAUCCAACUUAUAUAGAAGAUUUUCUAUUAACUUACAGGACAUUUCUUGAAAGUCCUUUGGAUGUUGGGAUCAAACUAUUGGAAUGGUUUAAGAUCGACAGCUUAAGAGAUAAGGUGACACGGAUUGUAUUAUUAUGGGUAAAUAAUCAUUUUAAUGAUUUUGAAGGUGACCCUGCUAUGACUCGAUUUCUAGAGGAAUUUGAAAAAAAUCUGGAAGAUACAAAGAUGAAUGGUCAUCUCCGGUUAUUGAAUAUUGCCUGUGCUGCAAAGGCUAAGUGGAGACAGGUUGUGCUGCAAAAGGCUUCCCGCGAGUCCCCUCUACAAUUCAGCCUUAAUGGAGGGAGUGAGAAGGGAUUUGGUAUUUUUGUUGAAGGAGUAGAACCUGGUAGCAAAGCUGCUGAUUCAGGACUGAAACGUGGUGAUCAGAUUAUGGAAGUAAAUGGACAAAACUUUGAGAAUAUUACAUUUAUGAAAGCCGUUGAAAUUUUGAGGAAUAAUACUCAUCUUGCACUUACUGUGAAGACCAACAUUUUUGUGUUCAAAGAGUUACUUUUUAGGACUGAACAAGAGAAAUCUGGUGUUCCUCAUAUUCCCAAAAUUGCUGAAAAAAAAAGUAAUCGCCAUUCUAUCCAGCAUGUGCCAGGAGAUAUUGAACAGACAUCACAGGAGAAAGGAAGUAAGAAAGUUAAAGCAAAUACUGUUUCAGGUGGAAGAAACAAAAUCAGGAAGAUUUUGGAUAAAACACGAUUUAGUAUCUUGCCUCCAAAGCUAUUUAGUGAUGGAGGCCUAAGCCAAUCACAAGAUGACAGCAUUGUGGGAACAAGGCACUGUAGGCAUAGUCUGGCUAUAAUGCCCAUCCCUGGAACACUCUCAUCCAGCAGCCCUGAUCUCCUGCAGCCUACCACCAGUAUGUUGGAUUUUUCCAAUCCUUCAGAUAUCCCUGAUCAAGUUAUAAGAGUUUUCAAAGUGGAUCAGCAAAGUUGCUACAUUAUCAUCAGUAAAGACACCACAGCUAAAGAAGUAGUUUUUCAUGCUGUUCAUGAAUUUGGUUUGACCGGUGCAUCCGACACAUAUUCUCUCUGUGAAGUUUCUGUUACUCCUGAGGGUGUCAUAAAACAGAGAAGACUUCCAGAUCAGUUCUCCAAAUUAGCUGAUAGAAUUCAACUCAAUGGAAGGUAUUACUUAAAAAAUAACAUGGAAACAGAAACCUUAUGUUCAGAUGAAGAUGCUCAAGAACUAGUUAAGGAAAGCCAGCUAUCCAUGCUGCAGCUCAGUACCAUUGAGGUGGCCACCCAGCUGUCAAUGAGGGACUUUGAUUUGUUUCGUAAUAUUGAACCGACUGAGUACAUCGAUGACCUUUUUAAGUUAAAUUCCAAAACAGGAAAUACUCAUUUGAAGAGGUUUGAGGACAUUGUAAACCAAGAGACAUUCUGGGUUGCCUCAGAAAUUUUAACUGAAGCAAAUCAGCUCAAACGAAUGAAGAUUAUUAAGCAUUUUAUUAAAAUUGCACUUCAUUGUCGAGAAUGUAAGAACUUCAAUUCCAUGUUUGCAAUAAUAAGUGGCUUGAACCUGGCAUCUGUAGCAAGACUCAGAGGAACUUGGGAAAAGUUACCAAGCAAAUACGAGAAACAUCUUCAAGAUCUACAAGACAUUUUUGAUCCAUCUAGAAACAUGGCAAAGUAUAGAAAUAUUCUUAGUAGUCAAAGUAUGCAGCCUCCAAUUAUUCCACUCUUCCCUGUUGUCAAGAAAGAUAUGACAUUUCUACAUGAAGGAAAUGACUCCAAAGUAGAUGGUUUAGUAAACUUUGAGAAGUUAAGAAUGAUUUCCAAGGAAAUCCGCCAAGUUGUUCGAAUGACUUCUGCUAACAUGGACCCAGCUAUGAUGUUUCGACAGAGGAAGAAGAGGUGGCGGAGUCUGGGGUCACUGAGUCAAGGAAGCACAAAUUCAAACAUGCUGGAUGUUCAGGGAGGUGCUCACAAAAAAAGGGCACGCCGCAGCUCUCUGCUUAAUGCCAAGAAGCUAUAUGAGGAUGCCCAAAUGGCAAGGAAGGUGAAGCAGUAUCUUUCCAGUCUCGAUGUAGAGACAGAUGAGGAGAAGUUCCAGAUGAUGUCAUUACAGUGGGAGCCUGCAUAUGGUACCUUGACCAAGAAUUUAAGUGAGAAAAGAUCAGCCAAAUCAUCUGAAAUGUCUCCAGUGCCUAUGAGGUCAGCUGGCCAAACAACUAAAGCCCACUUGCAUCAACCCCACAGAGUAAGCCAGGUGCUUCAGGUGCCAGCUGUUAAUUUGCACCCCAUCAGGAAGAAGGGACAAACAAAAGACCCUGCACUGAAUACAAGUUUACCUCAGAAAGUUUUAGGAACAACUGAAGAAAUAAGUGGUAAGAAGCAUACAGAAGACACUAUUUCUGUGGCGUCAUCUUUACAUUCUAGUCCUCCUGCAUCUCCUCAAGGCUCCCCUCACAAAGGUUACACACUUAUUCCAUCAGCUAAAUCUGACAACUUGUCUGACUCCAGCCAUAGUGAGAUUUCUUCACGGUCCAGCAUCGUGAGCAAUUGUUCUGUUGACUCCAUGUCUGCAGCUCUACAGGAUGAACGGUGUUCCUCUCAGGCCCUGGCAGUCCCUGAAUCCACUGGGGCAUUGGAAAAGACAGAGCACGCUUCAGGGAUAGGAGAUCAUAGUCAACAUGGCCCUGGGUGGACACUCUUGAAGCCAUCUCUAAUCAAGUGUUUAGCUGUCUCAUCGUCUGUGAGCAAUGAAGAGAUUUCUCAAGAGCAUAUCAUUAUAGAAGCAGCUGACAGUGGUCGUGGAAGUUGGACUUCGUGUUCAAGCAGCUCCCAUGACAACUUCCAAAGCCUUCCAAACCCAAAAAGCUGGGAUUUUUUGAACUCUUACAGACAUACCCAUUUGGAUGACCCCAUUGCUGAAGUUGAACCCACUGACUCUGAGCCCUAUUCCUGUUCUAAAAGCUGCUCUAGAACUUGUGGGCAGUGUAAAGGAAGCCUAGAGAGAAAGAGUUGGACCUCCUCCAGUUCUCUGUCUGACACGUAUGAACCAAACUAUGGGACAGUUAAACAGAGAGUAUUGGAGAGCACCCCAGCUGAGUCAUCUGAAGGCUUGGACCCCAAGGAUGCCACUGACCCAGUUUAUAAAACUGUCACUUCAAGUACAGAAAAGGGCUUGAUUGUGUACUGUGUCACCUCACCCAAGAAGGACGAUAGGUAUAGGGAGCCACCUCCCACUCCUCCAGGAUAUUUGGGGAUUUCUUUAGCGGACCUAAAGGAAGGACCCCACACACACCUAAAACCUCCAGAUUAUAGUGUGGCAGUGCAGAGGUCAAAGAUGAUGCAUAACAGCCUCUCUAGACUGCCACCAGCUUCUCUCAGUAGCAACCUCGUGGCCUGUGUUCCAUCGAAGAUUGUAACUCAGCCUCAGAGGCAUAAUUUGCAGCCAUUCCAUCCUAAACUAGGAGAUGUGACUGAUGCAGAUAGCGAAGCAGAUGAAAAUGAACAAGUUUCAGCAGUCUAGCCUUUGGAUGACCUAUUUGAAAACCACUGAAAGUCGUGGAGGAAUGGGCAAGAACCACCUCAUGAUUCUGCAGGCCAUUGCUAACGAACAGCUCAUUGCUACAACCAGUCCAGAGGUUUUAUUCCCUCUACUCCGAGCAAUGAAAUAGACCUGAGUUAUGCUUCCUUUCAUUUAAUUUCUGCAGAUAAAUAGUUUCCUGAGCAAUGGAUGCUAUGCCUGGAUACCAGUCUCCACUUUGCACGCCGGAACUGCCUUGGGACCACAGUUACAGAAAAAAUGUAAACUCAGAGUGAUCCUUGUGUAUAUUGCUAUAGAUUUUUCUUUAACAAGCUAUUUUAAAGAUAAUGGCAUUAUUAUUUCCAAGCCAUAGCUUGGGCUGAAGGACAAAUUGAAAUUGUCUGCCAAUACCAAGGAUAUUCUUGUAUAUUUGAAAAAUAACUUAUUAUUUGAAUUGUUGUGGUUUUGUUUGUAUUUGAGAGCUCUUGUUAGCUGAUAUUCAUGUUUGAGGUCAUAAAAUUGUCUCUGGUCUGACCAAACAGAAGUCAUCUUUACAGAGGUGAUAUGCUUGAUCUACACAGAGAUGUGACUUGAUCUGUAGCACCAAUGCAAUGUAGGUCUCAGUUUGAGAGAAAUAGGAAGCCCUUUGCAGUUGAGGUGUUAGGAACCUGCUGGUCAUGGUGUGGAAGGCCAAAUGAAGCUGCCACAGGGUUUCUUGUCAGUCCUUUGGGAAAUGGGAGGGAGUAGUUUGGGGAGGAGGGUGGGAACCCUAAUUUCCACAGAAUGAAAUUUUGAUGUUAAAUGACAUGUAUACAAAUUCUUCCUUAAGUGAAAGUUAUGCUGCAUCGAAUUGUAACUGAAAGUAUAGAUCCAACAAAUAGAGACUGGGUUCUAGAGAGUUCUGGUCUAUAGAAACCCAAAACUAAAAUCUCUCAUAACUCAAGUAUGGAAUACUUUUUUUAAAGAAAUUCUUAUCAUGGGUGUUGUAAUAAUGAAGACGAAUUUGACUUUAUGCAGUGUUCUGCAGCAUGCCUCCCCCACAUCUCAUAGCACCAGGUUGUGUCUGACCUGACAUACCCUGCAGCUCUCAGCUGGCUGCAGUAACAUUUUGUGGGAGAAAGAGGAGCUGGAGUUACAGAAAUGAUUGUCUCUUGGUUCUCAGUUUUUAGCCCUUGAGAGGACAUACUUUUCCAGCCUCAUGGGUAUGGCACUCUUAAUUAAAAUUUCAGUGACUGUUUACUGGAUGAGGCAGAUUUUUCACAUUUUUGCAAAUUAAAUAUAUUUUAUAUAUAUUAAGUUUAAUUUUUUCAGUUUUUUUAAUGUAAAAGCAAGUGAAAUUUUAAUAAACUUCUGUAAUUACCAAAAAAAAAAAAAAAAAAAAAGCCAAAGCCAUUAACGUGCACUACCCAGAUCAACUUGGAGCCAAAAGGGGUUUACUUCUGAAUGGCUGUCCGUAUGUGUCCACAUAGGAUUUAGUUGGUUUGUGGCCUCCUUUAUAGAAAUGUGUUGUCUUUCCCUAGCUGUCUCUGCUGUCUGUCUUCCUGCAUAUCCCCCUUCAUUUUAAAAUCAUGAAUCAGUUGUAAGUGGUAAAUGGUAGUAGUUCAUCUUUCCCAUCAACAUGAUUGUCUCUUUAUUUUAGGAAUAAUAGCAUUUCAAAAAUUCCUGUGGUAAAGAAACAUUAAUCUGAAACUUAAGCCUUAGAAAUUAAUCGCAGGUAUGAUAGAAUGAGGCUUGGUGGUUCCAUAGCUUUCUUGGUCCUUUGAAAUGGGAAAUAACCUGAACCAAAAAUCCUAGUUUGAAAGUUACACUUCAGUGAUUUGGCCUAUAAACAGUGGUCCUAUGAUUAUACAUUUUUUCCUUCACUGAUUUGCAUAAUUUUGUUUUCAUGGCCACAGCAAAACAAUGUGAAAUAUAUUUUUGCUAUACCCACUUUUUUUAUCAAAUUCAGAUGUCUACUCUCACCAUUUUAUAUUCAUUUCCCCAGAAAAAUGUGCUGUUUUCAUAAUGUCUUUAUUUAGCAGGUCUUUCAAACCAAAUGGAAGCCUUACCUGUCUUUGUCCUUAAUAGUGUAAAUAUCUUGCACAGAGUGUUGAGGCCUAUGGUUUUGGACUUGCACCUUACAGCUGCCUUUGUUUUAUCUAUCUAGCUUUAACUGUGAGUGUUCAGAUCAGCUGAUCACAUUGAUCAGGAGCCAAAGCCAAAUGCUUUGUAGUUUGUUAUGUAUGUAUCCCUUAAAAAAUCAUGAGGUUUUGAUUUUUAUAUUUUAACUAAGGGUACAUUCCUGCCUUCUCUUAGUUUGUCAUAUGACUAGAACAAGAGAAGUCUUAAGCUGCAUUUACUCCAAUUCCAGAUCUCCAUUUGUUUUUGUUUUAUAAAUUUAUAAUCUUAAUGAAGAGACUAGUGCCCUCUCUUCCUGCCACAACUCUCAAUCUGCCAAGACUGUUGAAGCAGUUAACGCUCAGUGCAAACUUUUGCCAAAUAGUAAGUUUCAACAAAAUAUCUUUAUAGUGAAAGAUUUUGAGAAUUAGUAAAUCCAGUACAUGAUUCCAUAAAAGCUUAUUAAAGUUAAUAAUUCUAAUUUACUCCAAAUGAUUACUUUCAAUAUGAUCUUUGGGGAGAAAAAGCCUUUAGUGAAUUUUCUUGAGGGUGAUAAAUCACAUCAUUGCGAUCUAUAUCACCUCCUUGAGAAUCUCUCCCAGGCUGAAAAUGUGAUGGUAAUCAUGGGUGUUUUUAAGAACAAAUCUAAUUUUUAUCAAGUGUUCUUUCCUCUACAAAAAAGGAAGGAGGAGAAAAAGCUUCCUUAAAACUGAUUAUUUUGAUUCAAUUUUAAGUUUCUAAAAAAGGUGAUAUUAAAGUAUAUGUAUUCCUUCAGCAUUACCUUAAAGGCUAGAAAAACGGGAUAAAUCUUCAGAAAAGUGUCAAAAGUGUCACAGUACAUGUUCAAAUUUAAACUUGAAUCCUGGUUCAUCUUUGACUUUUGUUGUGCAUUUUUAAUGCUUCUUUAUUUUUGAUACACAGAAUGCAGUUGAACUUGAUCUUUUAAAAUUGAGACAUGUAAGCUAAUCAGCAAAAGACAGAAACAAAACUGCACAUCUGUAAUAAUCAGAUAGCAAUUCUACUGCACAAUUCAUUGAUUGUAAGGUAUCCUGUAACAAGCAAUGUUUGUCUCCUAUUUUUUGAUACCUCUUAAACUUAUGUCUUUUAGAAAGACAGUGCCUCUGUAUGCUUUUUGUAUUUUUACUGAGUGUAAAUAUUUGUUAUAUUUUUGGUUAAGAGAAUGUAAAAAUACCAUUUAUUAUUAUCAUAUCUACUAAUACAUUGGUGGAAUCAAUAAAGAAUCUACAUUAA